Molecule: messenger RNA, 1705 nt
Organism: Pistacia vera
Lineage: Eukaryota; Viridiplantae; Streptophyta; Magnoliopsida; Sapindales; Anacardiaceae
Product: aspartic proteinase-like protein 2
Exons: 10
Coding region: 202-1671 (489 amino acids)
Biological process (GO): proteolysis
Molecular function (GO): aspartic-type endopeptidase activity
Source: RefSeq, a predicted model, not a curated record
CAUAAUAUACAUUCAUUACAUUUUACCACAACACAAAAAUUUCUGUUGUCUGCCGUUGAAAACGCGCUUAGUCGUUUAUUUUCUUUCUUUGAAUCUUUUCCUUUCAUGGGUUUGCCUUCUUCUUCCCAAUAACCCCACAAAAAAAAGGAGCAAAAAGGGCCUCAAAAACCCAUUAAAAAGGAUACAAAUCUUGGCGGUGGAAUGGGUUUGAGGCGGCUCCCAGUGGCUCUUGUUCUGGCGGUGGUUCUGUUGGUGGCUUGCGGUGGCGUUGGUGUUGCUGGGAACUAUGUGUUUAAAGUUGAGAAUAAAUUUAAGUUGGGUGGCAAAGAGAGGAGCUUGAGUGCUCUUAAGGAACAUGAUUCUCUUCGCCAUGGAAGAGUUUUGGCAGCCGUUGAUGUUCCUUUGGGGGGCAAUGGCCACCCCUCUGCAACUGGGCUUUAUUUUACUAAAAUUGGUCUGGGAACUCCAUCAAAGGACUAUUACGUGCAAGUUGAUACGGGAAGUGAUCUUUUAUGGGUGAAUUGUGUUGGCUGCGAUAGGUGUCCCACAAAAAGUGACCUUGGUAUAAAACUGACUCUAUUCGAUCCAGCGAAAUCUAAAACUUCAGGUCAGGUUAAUUGUGGUGAUGUUUUUUGCGUUGACCAGUACGGUGGUCAACUCUCUGGUUGCAAGCCUGGGGUGCGCUGCCAAUAUUCUGUUGCUUAUGGAGAUGGAAGUGCUACUUCUGGAGACUUUGUGAAGGAUGUUAUUCAGCUAGAACAAGCAAGUGGAAACCAUGAAACUUCACCAUUAAAUGCAAGUGUAAUAUUUGGCUGCGGCAAUAAACAAACUGGGGACCUAGGUUCAUCUUCUGAAGCAGCUGUAGAUGGGAUACUUGGAUUUGGACAAGCAAAUUCAUCCAUGCUUUCACAGCUGACUGCUGCUGGAAAAGUCAAAAAGGAGUUUGCACACUGCUUGGAUGUUGUAAAAGGAGGUGGAAUCUUCGCCAUUGGAGAUAUUGUGCAACCAGUUGUUAAAACAACUCCAUUAGUAGCAAAUAUGCCUCAUUACAAUGUUAAACUGACGGCAAUUGAGGUGGGUGGUACUAUGUUAGAUCUGCCAACAUAUUUAUUUGACACUGGAAGUCAGAGAGGAACAAUAAUAGACAGUGGUACAACUUUGGCAUAUCUUCCAUCGGUGGUCUAUGAACCAAUGAUGGAUAAGAUUUUGGCUAAGCAGCCUGGAUUGAAAAUGCACACUAUUGAGGAUCAGUUUUCUUGUUUUGAGUUCACCCGAAAUGUUGACGAUGCUUUUCCACCAGUUGUUUUCCAUUUUGAUGGUUCUCUUACUUUGACGGCUUACCCUCAUGAUUAUUUCUUCAAAAUUCGUGAAAAUAUAUGGUGUAUUGGUUGGCAGAACGGUGGUCUUCAAAGUCGUGAUGGGAGGGAGCUGAUUUUAUUGGGAGAUUUGGUGCUUUCUGGCAAACUAGUUGUAUAUGAUGUAGCAAAUCAGACCAUUGGAUGGACUGACUAUAAUUGCUCUUCAAGCAUCAAAGUGAAGGACGAAAAAACCGGCACAGUAUAUUCUGUUGGCUCUCACAAUCUUUCUUCAGCUAUAGGUUUGAAAGUUGGAAAUUUUUUAACGUUAUUGACAAUAUUGUUUGCUUUGCUGCAAAUUUUUUGUGUACAUUAGCUUUUGCAUCAAUGUGGUACAGCAUUUUCUAAUU